Messenger RNA from Chanos chanos (milkfish), 762 nucleotides. RefSeq names its product nudix (nucleoside diphosphate linked moiety X)-type motif 14 (gene nudt14). The coding region runs from base 1 to 762 and encodes 253 amino acids. NCBI's taxonomy places the organism in Eukaryota, Metazoa, Chordata, Actinopteri, Gonorynchiformes, Chanidae. The transcript is spliced from 5 exons. The record is from RefSeq and is a predicted model, not a curated record. Gene Ontology annotation, molecular function: metal ion binding; UDP-sugar diphosphatase activity. Gene Ontology annotation, biological process: ribose phosphate metabolic process; nucleoside phosphate metabolic process.
AUGGAACAAAUUAAUAAUAUCCAGGUCGUUCCGUGCACCAACUCCAAUUACCUGAAACCAUUCAGGGUGCAUUAUAGCCAGAAUGGGACCAAGAAAUCCUGGGACUUCAUGCGAACCCAUGAUAGUGUCUCCGUGCUGAUUUUCAACACUACCUGUCACUGUUUUGUCCUGGUCAAGCAGUUCCGUCCAGCUGUGUACAUGUGUGAGUGGGAGAGGAGCAAGUCCCAGCUCUCACAGCCCCCUGAGCAGCCAGAGGGGGAGGCAGGAGGUGAAGAGGGAGCAGAGGCCACCCCAGCUGAAGCAAAAGCUCCAGAGGAGGGCAAUGAGGGAGAGAAGGGGGAAGGAGCUUGCCCCAACCAGCCUCCAGCUUCAGCAGGUGUGACCUAUGAGCUGUGUGCAGGACUGGUGGACAAACCACAUCUGUCACUGGAAGAAAUUGCCAGACAAGAGGUACUGGAGGAGUGUGGCUACGAUGUACCAGUCAACAAACUGAGGAGGAUCACGUCAUAUAGGUCUGGGGUUGGCGUAACGGGUGCCAAGCAGACGAUGUUCUAUGCAGAGGUAUCAGAUGAGAACCGCGUGGGUGAAGGAGGUGGAUCGGCCCAGGAGGGGGAACUAAUUGAGGUGGUCAAGGUGCCCUUGCACGAGGCCAUGACCUUUGCCUUUGAUGAGAGCAUCCCCAAAACUAUGGGUGUCAUCUUCAGCUUCAUCUGGUUCCACAGCAACAUGUCUCCCAAGUAUAAGAUCUCAACCAACGUGUAA